Purpureocillium lilacinum is the source of this 2634-nucleotide messenger RNA. RefSeq lists its product as uncharacterized. NCBI's taxonomy places the organism in Eukaryota, Fungi, Ascomycota, Sordariomycetes, Hypocreales, Ophiocordycipitaceae. The record is from RefSeq and is a predicted model, not a curated record.
AUGGACCGACACUCCGGCAAUGGGCGUGGGCGUGGCCUCGCCCUCCACGUCGCCUCUCGCCUGCGCGGCAUCCGACGCCUGGCGCUGGCCACGAGCUCGCGCUUUACCAACUGCCGCUUUGUCUUCGCCCUGUCCGCGCUGGCCGUGCUAGGCGCCAAGCUGGUGCACGUCUACACCCACCUCUCAGCCUUGGCAACGGUCCAUAUGGUGCGGUGGGGGUACUCCUUCUUCGCCCAGGACACGCUGCUACUCAUAAUACUGCGCCUGCUACUCGACGGCUGGCUCUUCUCUCCCCGCAGCUCCGGCAUCUUGCGAUGGAUUGCUUCAUGCGUCGCGUCGCUCUUCAUCGGAAUCGUCAUCUUCCUUAAUAUCAUCAACAUCUGCUUCUUCGUCGUCAGCGGCUCCGAAAUACAUUGGCGCAACGUCGGGCUCGCUGGCGAUGCCGCCGGGCGUGCGCUCCUCCUCUCCGGGCUCGUCUCGUCGGUCCUCGUCAUUGGGGCCCUGAUUCUGCUGUCAUGGCUUCUUCAGGAUGUCUUGUAUGCCGCCUGGGGCUUGCUAAUGGACGUUGUUAGCUGGCCCGUCGUCCCCGGCGCACGCGCGCGGCUUUGCAGAACGAAAUUCCAAUUCUCGACCACCGAAUACACCGAGAUACCCCAGGGCGACAUCGAAUCUGCGGCGAAGAGCGAGGAGCAAGAAAAGCAGUACGGCGCACGAUCGGUCUUGGUUGAUCGGAUCAAAAGCUGGCCUUGGGCGCGCAUAUGGCACUAUGUGUCGUACGCCCUGGCGGCUGUCGCGUUGCUCGCCCACGUUAUCUUGUGCGCACUUCGCCCCGACGACAACUCUCUGCUGUUCAUGUCGUGGACUCCAGCGCUCCUCCCCUUUGUCGACUUCAAGACAUCAACUUCGAAUCUAGACAAGGUCAUCGUCCACAACACCACAAGCAUCUACCAAGGCUGGGAGGACAAGACCGCUCUCCGCGACCCGAUUCCUCUCUCCUGGUUACCGAAAGACUCGAUCGCUGGCUUCGAGGACUGGUAUCAGAACAAGAAGCAUUAUUCUGCGGAGGCCGAUCCCCUUCGAAUCUCCAACUUGGACGACAAACUUCUGCCAGAAUUGAAGGACCUGAAAGACGUGCCCAUCCGUCACAUCAUGGCCAUUGUGCUAGAGAGCACCAGAAAGGACGUCUUCCCUAUCAAGAACUGGGGCAUCAAUCCAGCACGGCUUCGCGAUUCCUGGGACGAACACGAGUUUCCACCAGAGGCCCUGGAACGUCUCAAGACACUUACCCCUACAGCCAAGUACAUCACGGGCGACUACAACGAUGAAUUCGAGCGGCCCCAAGGAGAAAACAACGGGACAGGACGAGGUGGCAUCAACUUCAAUGAUGCGUACACGACGUCGACUUACACCCUCAAGAGCUUAGCGGGCUCGCUUUGCGGUGUUAUGCCUAUGAUGGCUGACUUCAACCUCGAAUAUUUACACCACAUCUACCAGCCUUGCCUGCCGCACAUCGCAGCGGCGCUCAACACACUCGAGCACACUGCGAACGGCGGGCACGCGUUUGGCGGGUACAACUGGACAUCGACAUUUAUGCAGUCCGUGACUCUGUCGUACGACAAUUUCGGCGGCCUAAUGAAGAAGAUUGGCUUUCCCGAAGACGGCCUUAUCGACAAGGACUACCUCCAGAGCGAAGCGGCCAAGUUCGGGCGGAUAAACCUGCCAGAUGUGAAUUACUUUGGCUUCGAAGAGACGCCGCUCGAAGACUACAUACGCGAUCAGUUCGAGACGGCCAAGAAAACGAAUGGCCGUGCGUUCAUCACCCACGUCACGAGCACGAGCCACCAUCCGUAUUCGAUGCCCAAGUCGGAGGAAUACGUCCCCCUCGGCAAGGGCCUAGACGAUUUGUCUCACUAUAUCAAUGCGAUCGGAUACGAUGACCGCUGGCUCGGCAAGAUUCUCGGUUUCUUGGACGACUUGGGCGUCGCAAACGAGACGCUGGUGAUCUUUGUUGGCGACCACGGAUUGUCGAUCCCCGAAAACGACAUUCUAGCGUCCUACUACAACCCGAACAAAGCGAAUAACCACGUUCCGCUCGUUUUCUCACACCCGAAAUUACCCCCCAUUACGAUCAACGACGCCAUCUCCACGCAGUCGAUAUUACCGACCGUGCUGGACCUGCUCAUCGAGACGGGCUCGCUCUCUGGCUCCGCAACCCAGGCGGUCAAAGAUCUGCUUCAUAACUACGAAGGACAAUCUCUCCUGCGGCCCGUACGAAAGUCGAAGGAAGCGCAGCCAACAUCCGGUCUGCACUCUUCGCCCGAAGAGCUAGCCAACUGGCAGUUCACCAACAUCAACCCCGGGCGCGCGAUGCUGGGCGUGCGCGAUGCGCGGCACCAGUAUUGGCGCAUGGUGGUGCCCGUGGUGGACAACGUGGAAUGGCGCUUCACCGACAUCAAGAACGACCACCGCGAAGCCCACCCCAUCGUCGGAUUCAACUUUGAGGAGUUCCAAAAGCAGGUGGCGGAGCAGCACGGAGAUGAAGCCGCCACAUGGGUCGAAAAAGGCGCCUACGUAGCGCGAUGGUUUGUAGAGGAAAAUAGCAAGCGUUGGCGGUAUGGACCUUAUGAACCGUAA